Molecule: messenger RNA, 8244 nt
Organism: Physella acuta
Lineage: Eukaryota; Metazoa; Mollusca; Gastropoda; Physidae
Biological process (GO): protein phosphorylation
Molecular function (GO): protein binding; ATP binding; protein kinase activity
Source: RefSeq, a predicted model, not a curated record
AUGGAUUAUAGAAGAGCUAUAGAACUGUUAAUUCAAACAGGAUGUACAGUUAAUUCUAAAGAGAAUGAUGCAGGUUCUGCAUUACUGAUUGCAGCAAGCUAUGGGCAUAUUAAAGCUCUACAAUUGUUAAUUAAUAUCGGGUGUGGAGUUAAUUAUGUUGAUACAAACGGUUGGACAGCAUUACAUUUUGCAACAUGUAAUGGACAUGAAAAAGCAAUAAAGCUGUUAAUUCAAGCAGGCUGUGAUGUUAAUUUAAUUGGAAAAGAUGGAUGGACUGCAUUAAAGCUUGCUUCAAUCAAUGGACAUGAAAACGCUAUAGAAAUGUUAAACCAAGCGGGAUGUGAUAUGAAUAUUGUUGACAGCUUUCAUUGUACUGCAUUAAUGCUUGCUUCGAUCAAUGGACAUAAAAAAGCAAUAGAACUAUUAAAUAAAGCCGGCUGUGAUGUUAAUGUUGUUGACAUUUUUGGAUUAAAUGCAUUAAUGCUUGCUUCGAUCAAUGGACAUAAAAAAGCUAUAGAACUGUUAAUUCAAGCCGGCUCUGAUGUUAAUAUAGUUGAUCAAAAUGGAACGACUGCACUAAUGCUUGCCUCUCAGAAUGGACAUGAAAAAGCGAUAGAACUGUUAAUUAAAGCCAAAUGUGAAGUUAAUGUAGUUGAUCAAAAUGUAAAGACUGCACUAAUGCUUGCUUCUCAGAAUGGACAUGAAAAAGCGAUAGAACUGUUAAUUAAAGCCAAAUGUGAAGUUAAUGCAGUUGAUCAAAAUGGAAAGACUGCACUAAUGCUUGCCUCUCAGAAUGGACAUGAAAAAGUGAUAGAAAUGUUAAUUAAAUCAAAAUGUGAAUUUAAUGUAGUUGAUGAAAAUAGGAAGAAUGCACUAAUGCUUGCUUCUCAGAAUGGACAUGAAAAGGCGAUAGAAUUGUUAAUUAAAGCCAAAUGUGAAGUAAAUGUAGUUGAUCAAAAUGGAAAGACUGCACUAAUGCUUGCCUCUAAGAAUAGACAUGAAAAAGCGAUAGAACUGUUAAUUCAAGCCGGCUCUGAUAUUAAUUUAGUUGAUAAAGAUGGAUGGACUGCACUAAUGCUUGCCUCUCAGAAUAAACAUGAAAAAGCGAUAGAACUGUUAAGUAAAGCCAAAUGUAAAAUGAAUAUCCUUAAUAAAGAUGGAUGGACUGGCCUUAUGCUUGCCUCUAAAGAUGGGCAUGAAAGAGUGAUAGAACUGUUAAUUCAAGCCGGAUCUGAUGUUAAUAUAGUUCAUCAAAAUGGAACGACUGCACUAAUGCUUGCCUCUCAGAAUGGACAUGAAAAAGUGAUAGAACUGUUAAUUCAAGCCAAAUGUGAAGUUAAUGUAGUUGAUCAAAAUGUAAAGACUGCACUAAUGCUUGCUUCUCAGAAUGGACAUGAAAAGGCGAUAGAAUUGUUAAUUAAAGCUAAAUGUGAAGUUAAUGUAGUUGAUGAAAAUGGAAAGAAUGCACUAAUGCUUGCUUCUCAGAAUGGACAUGAAAAGGCGAUAGAAUUGUUAAUUAUAGCUAAAUGUAAAGUUAAUGUAGUUGAUCAAAAUGGAAAGACUGCACUAAUGCUUGCUUCUCAGAAUGGACAUGAAAAGGCGAUAGAUUUGUUAAUUAAAGCCAAAUGUGAAGUUAAUGUAGUUAAUCAAAAUGGAAAGACUGCACUAAUGCUUGCUUCUCAGAAUGGACAUGAAAAGGCGAUAGAUUUGUUAAUUAAAGCCGAAUGUGAAUUUAAUGUAGUUGAUCAAAAUGGAAAGACUGCACUAAUGCUUGCCUCUCAGAAUGGACAUGAAAAAGCGAUAGAACUGUUAAUUAAAGCCAAAUGUGAAGUUAAUGUAAUUGAUCAAAAUGGAAAGACUGCACUAAUGCUUGCCUCUCAGAAUGGACAUGAAAAAGCGAUAGAGCUGUUAAUUCAAGCCAAAAGUGAAGUUAAUAUUGUUAAUACAGAUGGAUGGACUGCUCUAAUGCUUGCCUCUAAGAAUGGACAUGAAAAAGCGAUAGAACUUUUAAUUCCAGCCAAAUGUGAAGUUAAUAUUGUUAAUACAAAUGGAUGGACUGCACUAAUGAUAGCCUCUAAGAAUGGACAUGAAAAAGCGAUAGAAUUAUUAAUUCAAGCCGACUCUGAUGUUAAUUUAGUUGAUAAAGAUGGAUGGACUGCAGUAAUGCUUGCCUCUCAGAAUGGACAUGAAAAAGCGAUAGAACUGUUAAUUCAAGCCAAAUGUCAAGUUAAUAUUGUUAAUACAGGUGGGUGGACUGCACUAAUGCUUGCCUCUAAGAAUGGACAUGAAAAAGCGAUAGAAUUGUUAAUUCAAGCCGACUCUGAUGUUAAUUUAGUUGAUAAAGAUGGAUGGAAUGCACUAAUGCUUGCCUCUAAAAAUGGAUAUGAAAAAGCGAUAGAAUUGUUAAUUCAAGCGGGCUCUGAUAUAAAUUUAGUUGAUAAAGAUGGAUGGAAUGCACUAAUGCUUGCCUCUAAAAAUGGAUAUGAAAAAGCGAUAGAAUUGUUAAUUCAAGCGGGCUCUGAUAUUAAUUUAUUUGAUAAAGAUGGAAGGACUGCACUUAUGCUUGCCUCUGAAGAUGGACAUGAAAAAGCGAUAGAACUGUUAAUUCAAGCCAAAUGUGAAGUUAAUAUACUUAAUAAAGAUGGAAGGACUGCACUUAUGCUUGCCUCUAAUAAUGGACAUGAAAAUGCGAUAGAACGGUUAAUUCAAGCCAAAAGUGAUGUUAAUAUAGUUGAUACGGAUGGAUGGACUGCACUAAUGCUUGCCUCGCUCAAUGAAUAUAUAAAAGCGAUAGAACUGUUAAUUAAAGCGAAAUGUGAAAUAAAUAUAGGUUAUAAAAAUGGAUGGACUGCAUUGAUGGUGGCAUCGCAGAAUGGACAUGAAAAAGCGAUAGAAGUGUUAAUUCAAGCCGGCUCUGAUGUUAAUAUAGUUAAUCAAAAUGGAUGGACUGCACUGAUGAUUGCAUCGCAGAAUGGACAUGAAAAAGCGAUAGAAGAGUUAAUUCAAGCCAAAUGUAUAGUUAAUAUACUUAAUAAAGUUGGAGAGACUGGACUUAUGCUUGCCCCUAAUAAUGGACAUGAAAAAGCGAUAGAAUUGUUAAUUCAAGCCGGCUCUGAUGUUAAUAUAGUUAAUAAAAAUGGAUGGACUGCACUGAUGAUUGCAUCGCAGAAUGGACAUAAAAAGGCGAUAGAUUUGUUAAUUAAAGCCAAAUGUGAAGUUAAUGUAGUUGAUCAAAGUGGGAUGACUGCACUAAUGCUUGCAUCUCAGAAUGGACAUGAGAAGGCGAUAGAACUGUUAAUUAAAGCCAAAUGUGAAGUUAAUGUAGUUGAUCAAAGUGGGAAGACUGCACUAAUGCUUGCCUCUCAGAAUGGACGUAAAAAAGUGAUAGAACUGUUAAUUAAAGCCAAAUGUGAAGUUAAUGUAGUUGAUCAAAAUGGAACGACUGCACUAAUGCUUGCCUCUAAGAAUGGACAUGAAAAAGCGAUAGAACUGUUAAUUCAAGCCAAAUGUGAAGUUAAUAUACUUAAUAAAGAUGGAAGGACUGCACUUAUGCUUGCCUCUAAUAAUGGACAUGAAAAAGCGAUAGAACGGUUAAUUCAAGCCAAAAGUGAUGUUAAUAUAGUUGAUACGGAUGGAUUGACUGCACUAAUGCUUGCCUCGCUCAAUGAAUAUAUAAAAGCGAUAGAACUGUUACUUCAAGCGAAAUGUGAAAUAAAUAUAGGUUAUAAAAAUGGAUGGACUGCACUGAUGGUUGCAUCGCAGAAUGGACAUGAAAAAGCGAUAGAAGUGUUAAUUCAAGCCGGCUCUGAUGUUAAUAUAGUUAAUCAAAAUGGAUGGACUGCACUGAUGAUUGCAUCGCAGAAUGGACAUGAAAAGGCGAUAGAUUUGUUAAUUAAAGCCAAAUGUGAAGUUAAUGUAGUUGAUCAAAGUGGGAAGACUGCACUAAUGCUUGCCUCUAAGAAUGGACAUGAAAAACCGAUAGAACUGUUAAUUAAAGCCAAAUGUGAAGUUAAUGUAGUUGAUCAAAGUGGGAAGACUGCACUAAUGCUUGCCUCUAAGAAUGGACAUGAAAAAGCGAUAGAACUGUUAAUUAAAGCCAAAUGUGAAGUUAAUGUAGUUGAUCAAAGUGGGACGACUGCACUAAUGCUUGCCUCUAAGAAUGGACAUGAAAAAGCGAUAGAACUGUUAAUUAAAGCCAAAUGUGAAGUUAAUGUAGUUGAUCAAAGUGGGAAGACUGCACUAAUGCUUGCAUCUAAGAAUGGACAUGAAAAAGCGAUAGAACUGUUAAUUCAAGCCGGCUCUGAUGUUAAUAUAGUUGAUCAAAAUGGAACGACUGCACUAAUGCUUGCCCCGUUCACAGGAAAUGAAAAAGUGAUAGAACUGUUAAUUAAAGCCAAAUGUGAAGUUAAUGUAGUUGAUCAAAGUGGGGAGACUGCACUAAUGUCAGCCUCGUUCACAGGUACUGAAAAAACGAUAGAAUUGUUAAUUCAAGCGGGCUCUGAUGUUAAUUUAGUUGAUAAAGAUGGAUGGACUGCACUAAUGCUUGCAUCGUUCAACGGACGUGAAAAAGCAAUAGAACUGUUAGUUAAAGCCAAAUGUGAAGUAAAUGUAGCUGAUCAAAAUGGAAAGACUGCACUAAUGCUUGCCUGUCAGAAUGGACAUGAAACACUUGCAGAACAAUUGAUUAAAUCCCACAACGUUCCUAAUUUUAGUACAAUUGGAUGUAAAGCACUUUCCAUUAGGCAAAGGCAUGAAAAAGCGAUAGAGCUCUUAAUUCAAGCCGGCUCUGAUGUUAAUUUAGUUGAUAAAAAUGGAAAGACUGCACUAUUCAUUGCCUCUUAUAAUAGACAUGAAAAAGCGAUAGAAAUGUUAAUUCAAGCCAAAUGUAACGUUAACAUUAUUAGUACAGAUGGAUGGACUGUACUUAUGUUUGCCUCGUUCAAUGGAUAUGAAAAGGUGAUAGAGCUGUUAAUUCAAGCCGGCUCUGAUGUUAAUUUAGUUCAUAAAGAUGGAUGGACUGCACUAAUGCUUGCCUCUAAGAAUGGGCAUAAAAAAGCGAUAGAAUUGUUAAUUCAAGCCGGCUCUGAUGUUAAUAUAGUUGAUCAAAAUGGAACGAAUGCACUAAUGCUUGCCUCUAAGAAUGGACAAGAAAAAGCGAUAGAACUGUUAAUUCAAGCCAAAUGUGAUGUUAAUAUUGUUAAUACAGAUGGAUGGACUGCCCUAAUGCUUGCCUCUAAGAAUGGAUAUGAAAAAGCAAUAGAUUUGUUAAUUCAAGUGGGCUCCGAUGUUAAUAUAGUUGAUAAAAAUGGAAAGACUGCACUAAUCCAUGCCUCUCAGAAUGAACAUGAAAAAGCGAUAGAACUGUUACUUCAAGCCAAAUGUAAAGUUAAUAUUGUUAAUACAGAUGGAUGGACUGCACUAAUGCUUGCCUCUAAGUUUGGGCAUGAAAAAGCGAUAGAGCUUUUAAUUCAAGCCGGUUCUAAUGUUAAUGUAGUUCAUAAAAAUGAUGGAUGGACUGCACUAAUGCUUGCCUCUAGGAAUGGACAUUUAAAAGCGAUAAAACUGUUAAUUCAAGCCGGCUCUGAUGUUAAUAUAGUUAAUAAAAAUGGAGAGACUGCACUAAUGUUUGCCUCAUUCAAUAAACAUGAAAAAGAGAUAGAACUGUUAAUUAAAGCCGGCUCUGAUGUUAAUUUAGGUGAUAAAGAUGGAUGGACUGCACUAAUGCUUGCCUCUAAGAAUGGACAUGAAAAAGCGAUAGAACUGUUAAUUCAAGCCGGCUCUGAUGUUAAUAUAGUUAAUAAAAAUGGAGAGACUGUACUGAUGUUUGCCUCAUUCAAUAAACAUGAAAAACAGAUAGAACUGUUAAUUAAAGCCGGCUCUGAGGUUAAUUUAGUUGAUAAAGAUGGAUGGACUGCACUGAUGCUUGCUUCUCAGAAUGGACAUAAAAAAGCGAUAGAAUUGUUAAUUAAAGCCGGCUCUGAUGUUAAUAUAGUUGAUAAAAAUGGAACGACUGCACUAAUGCUUGCCUCUGAUGAUGGACAUGAAAAGGCGAUAGAACUGUUAAUUAAAGCCAAAUGUGAAGUUAAUGUAGUUGAUCAAAGUGGGAAGACUGCACUAAUGCUUGCCUCUCAGAAUGGACAUGAAAAGGCGAUAGAACUGUUAAUUAAAGCCAAAUGUGAAGUUAAUGUAGUUGAUCAAAGUGGGAAGACUGCACUAAUGCUUGCCUCUCAGAAUGGACAUGAAAAGGCGAUAGAACUGUUAAUUAAAGCCAAAUGUGAAGUUAAUGUAGUUGAUCAAAGUGGGAAGACUGCACUAAUGCUUGCAUCUCAGAAUGGACAUGAAAAGGCGAUAGAACUGUUAAUUAAAGCCAAAUGUGAAGUUAAUGUAGUUGAUCAAAGUGGGAAGACUGCACUAAUGCUUGCAUCUCAGAAUGGACAUGAAAAGGCGAUAGAACUGUUAAUUAAAGCCAAAUGUGAAGUUAAUGUAGUUGAUCAAAGUGGGAAGACUGCACUAAUGCUUGCAUCUCAGAAUGGACAUGAAAAAGCGAUAGAACUGUUAAUUAAAGCCAAAUGUGAAGUUAAUACAGUUAAUAAAGAUGGAAAGACUGCACUAAUGCUUGCCUCGUUUAAAGGACAUAUAAACGCGCUAGGUUUGUUAAUUCAAGCCGGCUCUGAUGUUAAUAUAGUUGAUACAGUUGGAUGGACUGCACUAAUGUCUGCCUCGUUCAAUGGACAUGAAAAGGCGAUAGAACUGUUAAUUAAAGCCAAAUGUGAAGUUAAUACAGUUAAUAAAGAUGGAAAGACUGCACUAAUGCUCGCCUCGUUUAAAGGACAUAUAAACGCGCUAGGUUUGUUAAUUCAAGCCGGCUCUGAUGUUAAUAUAGUUGAUACAGAUGGAUGGACUGCACUAAUGUCUGCCUCGUUCAAUGGACAUGAAAAGGCGAUAGAAAGGUUAAUUCAAGCCGGCUGUGAUGUUAAUUUAAAAGAAAAAGACGGAAUGACUGCAUUAAUGUUUGCCUUUAAGAAAAGACACGAAGAAGCUACUGCAGCUUUAAUUCAGUCCGGUUGUGAUGUUAAUAUUGUAGAUAAAGAUGCAAUGACUGCUUUAAUGCUUGCAGCUCAGAAUAGACACAAAAGAGCUGUAAAAGUCUUAUUAAAAUGUUUAAUUGCAUUUAACAAACUUGAUUUGGAAGUAACCAAUAUAUUGUGCAGCUGUAUAAAGAGCUUUGGCAACAACAAUCCUAAUAACUUAGAAAGCGCUCUUUGUCUAUUAUUAAAGAUUGCAGAAUAUGAUCCGCAUCUGCUGAAAAAUAACAAAACGCUAAUUGAAGCAAUGGAAACCCUAAUGAAACAUAGCUCACCUACAUUGCAAAAUAUGUUAUCCUCUAUACUUUGGCAUGUCAACAAGACUUCUCUUUCUUUUGAAAAAAAUCUAGAUAAAUAUCUAUCACCUAAUGUACCAGCUAAGUGGAAGAUGAGCCAAAGAAUAAUUGGAGCAGGCUCAAAUGGAUGUGUUUACAUAGUAGAGAGUGAAGAUUUUGUAUCUGAUAAAAAGCUAGUAGUAAAAGAAAUUAAAACUCCAGUAGAAAAUUUGCCAAAAUGUCUAACAGAAGCCACUAUUCUAUUGAAACUGCAUCACAACAGAAUUAUAGAGUUCUUUGGCUUUGAAAUAAAAGAAAGUAUACUGUAUUUAUUUUUCGAAUACAUGCCUCUAGGUUCUUUAAAAGACUAUAUAAAGAAAAACGGCAGUCUCAAUGAAACCAAAGUAUUUAGAUUUACCAAGCAAAUACUUAAAGGUGUUUCAUAUCUUCACAACUUUGAUCCCCCUGUUAUCCACAGAGAUAUUAAAGGAGGCAACAUAUUAAUGAAAGAUGAAAAUAACAUAAUGCUGGCAGAUUUUGGAAUUUCAAAAAUACUAGAAUCAACGAGUCCAAGAACAUUUAUAGGCACAGCUAAAUACAUGGCGCCUGAAGUUGUUUUGGCGGAUAACGAUACAGCUUACACUAUAAAGGCUGACAUUUGGAGUGUCGGCUGUACAAUUGUUGAAAUGGUUACAGGAAAGCCACCAUUUCCGAAGUUCCUAGAGCAACAGAUUAUUUUCUGGCAUGCAAACAGCAAAAGACCAGUGUAUGAACUACCCGCUAGCACGUCAAAUGCAUUGCGAGAACUACUGGAUCAAAUAUUUAAUUUGAAUCCCACUGAGAGACCGACGUCAGACGAGCUGCUUCAACGUUUUCGUUUUUAA